AUGCUUUCCCUGAAGGUCACCUGCCUCAUCCUGAGUGUGGCCAGCACUGUCUGGGCCUCAGACACUGGGGGUGAAUUUAUAGAAGAAGGAGCAACAGGGCGUGGCCCAAGAGUUGUGGAGAAACAGCAGAGCCAAUGCAGAGAGACAGACUGGCCCUUCUGCUCUGACGAAGAUUGGAACCACAAAUGCCCUUCUGGCUGCAGGAUGCAAGGGCUGAUUGAUGAAGUCAAUCGAGAUUUUAUCAACAGAAUAAACAAGCUUAAAAACUCACUAUUUGAUUUUCAAAAGAACAACAAGGAUUCUAAUUCGCUGACCAGGAAUAUUAUGGAGUAUUUGAGAGGAGACUUCGCCAAUGCCAACAACUUUGAUAACACAUAUGGCCAAGUGUCAGAAGAGCUGAGACGCAGAAUUGAGGUCCUGAAGCGAAAAGUUGUAGAAAAAGCACAACAAAUUCAAGUUCUGCAGAACAAUGUCAGGACUCAGCUGAUAGACAUGAAGCGCCUGGAGGUGGACAUUGAUAUCAAGAUCCGCUCUUGCAAAGGGUCCUGCAGCAGGGGUGUAGCCCGUGAGAUAGAUCUAAGGGACUAUGAAGGUCAGCAAAAGCAGCUUGAACAGGUCAUUGCUAAAGACUUGCUUCCUUCAAAAGACAGGCAGUACUUGCCAGCAAUAAAAAUGUCUCCAGUUCCUGACUUGAUUCCCGGAAGUUUCAAGAGCCAACUUCAGGAGGCCCCUCCAGAGUGGAAGGCAUUAACAGAAAUGCGGCAGAUGAGAAUGGAGCUGGAGGGGCACGUGAAGGGUGGGGAUUCACGCGGUCAUCCUCGAGGUGAUUCUCCAACACAUAGACCAGGGGCAGAGGCCGAAAACCCAACCAACUCUGGACCUGGUGGAUCUGGGUAUUGGCGUCCUGGGAGCUCCAGACCUGAAAGUGAUGGAAAUCUGAACGCCGAGGACAGGGAGUUUGAGGGAAGCUCUAGACCUUCAAGUUAUAGGCCAAGUAGCUCAGGCUCUGGGAGCGCCAUGCCUAGCAACCCUGACUGGGGUGAGUUUUCAGAGUUCACAGGAAGUAGCAGCCCAGCAAUAAAGAAAGAGUACCACACUGGUAAAGUGACCACCUCUAAAGGAGAUAAAGAGCUCAUGAUUGGAAACGAGAAAGUCACCUCCACCAGCACAAGCACCACACGUCGUUCAUGCUCUAAAACCAUUACCAAGACUGUGACAGGUCCUGAUGGUCGCCGAGAAGUGGUCAAGGAAGUGGUCACCUCGGAUGAUGGCUCUGAUUGUGGUGGUUCCGUUGACUUAGGCAUGACCCACGGUUUUGGUGGCAGAUUUGAUGAGUUUGCCCAAAGGUUCCCCGACCAAGCUGCCUUUUUUGACAGUCACUUCGAUUCACUCUCCUCUAACUUCAAAGAACUUGGCAGUAAGACCCAUGCGGUAGGCUCUGAUUCUGGCAUCUUCACAGACUUAGAAGACCCGAGGACCCAUGUACCUGAUUAUUCUUCCAGUAGUAAAACCUCCACUGUAAGAAAACAAGUCACCAAGAGCUACAAAAUGGCAGACGAGGCAGGAAGUGAAGCCCACCAUGAAGGAGAGACUAAGACCACCAAGAGGGCCCGUGCCAAAUCGCGUCCAUCAAGAGACUGUGAUGAUGUCCUCCAAACACAUCCUUCAGGUGCCCAAAGUGGCAUUUUCAGUAUCAAGCUACCUGGAUCCAGUAAGAUUUUUUCUGUUUAUUGCGAUCAAGAGACCAGUUUGGGAGGAUGGCUUUUGAUCCAGCAGAGAAUGGAUGGAUCACUGAAUUUUAACCGGACCUGGCAAGACUACAAGAGAGGUUUUGGCAGCCUGAAUGACAAGGGCGAAGGGGAAUUCUGGCUAGGCAAUGACUACCUACACUUACUCACUCUGAGGGCCUCUGUCCUCAGGGUGGAAUUAGAGGACUGGGCUGGAAAACAGGCUUAUGCAGAGUACCACUUCCAGGUAGGCUCUGAGGCUGAGGGCUAUGCUCUUCAGGUCUCCUCCUACCAGGGCACAGCUGGAAAUGCUCUGAUGGAAGGUUCUGAGGAGGAGGGAGCAGAAUACACCUCACACAGCAACAUGCAGUUCAGUACCUUUGACAGGGAUGCGGACCAAUGGGAAGAGAACUGUGCGGAGGUCUAUGGGGGAGGCUGGUGGUACAACAGCUGCCAGGCUGCCAAUCUCAAUGGCAUUUACUACCCUGGGGGCACCUAUGACCCCAGGAACAACAGCCCCUAUGAGAUAGAGAAUGGGGUGGUCUGGAUUCCCUUCAGGGGAGCAGAUUAUUCCCUCAAGGCUGUUCGGAUGAAAAUCAGACCACUGGUGGAACAGUAG
Cricetulus griseus (Chinese hamster) is the source of this 2346-nucleotide messenger RNA. The record is from RefSeq and is a predicted model, not a curated record. NCBI's taxonomy places the organism in Eukaryota, Metazoa, Chordata, Mammalia, Rodentia, Cricetidae.